AUGGCACCCUCGCGGGAUUUUGCCUCCCAUCAGCUUGGGGGUACGCACGGCCUACCAAGCUUCAUUCCUGUACUUAUUGUUGGCGGAGGGCCAACGGGCCUCUUGCAGGCCCUUCUACUAUCUCGACUCGGGGUUCGCUCAUUGAUCAUUGAGCGUUAUCCUGAACGAUUGGCAGCCCCCAAGGCCCACGCAAUCAACCCCCGCACCCUGGAAAUCUUGCGACAAUAUGGACUGGGCGAAAAGCGGAUUCGCCAAUUGGGCACUCAACGGAAUGACAGCUCUUGGGUCAAUUUUCUCACCAAUCUUUCCGGUGAUCUGAUUGGCAGGAUUCCCUAUGAACGUAUGGAUCCUGCGGUCUUGGAUGAUACACCAGAGAUGAUACACAACAUUCCUCAACCAGUCCUGGAGCAAGAGUUAACAAACCAAAUCAGCAAAGAUCCCAACAUUACCCUGGUUAAAGGGUUCAGCAUCCAUGCUGUAGACCAAACUGAACGCGAGGUUCGUGCGACAAUAGAGGAUCGAGCCAGUGGACAGUUGCAUCAGGUAGCAUCGCGACACUUUAUAGCUUGUGAUGGUCGCAAGAGCAAAGUUCGUGAAUUGCUCGGCAUCGAUUCGGAGAGUGAGGAUUCGGACCAAACGAUGAUGACCAUUCACUUCAACGCCAAUCUUCGGCCAGUCGUCAAUGAUCGCGUCGGUAUGCUUUACUGGAUCAUGGACCCGAUUGCGGCAGGCUUCAUCAUCGGAUAUGAUCUCGAUGGUACUCAGGUACAUAUCAGCCAGGUCGAUGUGAAGCAGAAUCCAGUCGAGUCUUGGACGGAAGAGCUGUGUAAGGAGAAGAUUCGUGGAGCCAUUGGUAAGGAUGAUGUGCCAUUCGACAUUCUCAGCUUUCGACCUUGGGUCUUCCGACGGCAAGUUGCACACACCUUCCAGGAAGGAAAUAUCUUCCUUGCCGGUGAUGCCGCUCAUUCAUUCCCGCCAACUGGCGGGCUCGGUCUGAAUUGCGGUCUCGCAGAUGUCCACAAUCUGGCGUACAAGAUUGCCCUGGUUCACCGGGAGAUCGCAAGCCCAGCAAUCCUUUCGACAUACACAUCCGAAAGGCGGGGUGUUGCAGAUUCAUACUCCAAACAGAGCGUCAAAAAUGGUAAGGAGAUAUUCGCGCUGUUGCAAAGCUUGAGGACUGCAGGUGUAGAAGAUGUUGUACAAGCACGCAAGAAUAUGAAGGAUGCGUUGGCGGAUCCAGAACAACAUGCGGACGUGAUAGCAGGUAUUGAGGGACAGCGGGAGCAUUUUGACAACCUUGAGCUGCAUAUCGGGUAUGUGUAUGGCUUUGUCAAUCCACCACCUCAUGCAUCUUAUUACUCGCCAAAGUUCGUGUCAGGGGCACGUUUGCCUCAUGCGUGGAUCAAAUUUCACAACUCGCCUAUCUCUGCUGAGAAGCUAGGUAGACAUGCUGCUCUUCCGCGAGAGCCAGUCGACGUUUCCUAUGUUAAAGAACUUUCCGAGGAGGAGAUAGAUUCCCGUCAAUGGAGUACUUUGGAUCUCUGUGGUCCGCUUUCCUGGACUCUGAUUCUUGGGCGAGACCAGCCGCUCGUGCCUUUGUCAAGCUUUGUGGAUCACUGUGAGUCGAUUGGACUUGAGCUCAACAUCUGGCGUCUUGGUGAAGACUUCGACUUGGCCAAAAGUAAUGUGUUGGAUGUGGAGUUGUCAAAUGGUGGUGGAAUCUUAAUUCGCCCUGAUCAGCACGUAAUGAUGAGGAUGACUUCUCGCACUACAGGAGAUGAUAUGUUGAAAGAGCUGAGAAGACAUCUCGGCGUUUGA
Penicillium brevicompactum is the source of this 1818-nucleotide messenger RNA. RefSeq lists its product as uncharacterized. The record is from RefSeq and is a predicted model, not a curated record. NCBI's taxonomy places the organism in Eukaryota, Fungi, Ascomycota, Eurotiomycetes, Eurotiales, Aspergillaceae. The transcript is spliced from 6 exons. Bases 1 to 1818 code for a protein of 605 amino acids. Gene Ontology annotation, molecular function: FAD binding.